AGAGAGUGAGAGAAAGAGAGUGAGGGGGGACUUGGCUGGGAGGCUGAGGAGGACCGUGGACCUGAGCGCAAAACAAGAAGAGGCAGCAGCAUCAGUAGAAGAAGACGAAGAAGAAGAAGCAGGGUCAUCGCCCGACACUUGCUGAUAACUGACAAUUGCCGCUCAGGUAAAUUGACUACAGGCGUUCUUCCCUCUCACCUCUGGCCUGACUGAUCCACCAGCCCAUCACCAUGAACUACCUUCGCCGGCGCCUGUCAGACAGCAGCUUUGUGGCCAACCUCCCCAACGGCUACAUGAUGGAUCUGCAGAGGCCGACCCCACCAGGCUCAUCAACUUCUUCUCCUGCCUCCCCAGCCACAGAGAGGCGGCAGCCCCCGAGCGUCCCAAGCCAGCCUCCAGCCUCGGGCACAUCCUCUGGCUCAGCCUCUGGUCCGGCCUCAGGCUCAGGGAGCUUCCUCAGCUCCUUCUCCAGCGUGGUGAAGAGUGCACAGAUGGCCCAGAACGUGGCGGCUGCCGCGCAUGCUAAGUCAGCGGCGGCGGCGGCGGCUGCUGAAGGCGCCUCUGCAGGAGGUGUUCAGCCAGCCAAGCCUGUGAUACGCAAGCCUAAGAUCCUGCUGGUGAUUGAUGAUCAGCACACAGACUGGGCCAAGUAUUUCCGAGGGAAAAAGCUGAACGGGGAGUACGAGAUCCGUGUCGAGCAGGCAGAGUUCUCAGAGAUCAACUUGGCUUCCUACGUUAACUCGGGAUGUAUGGUGGACAUGCAGGUCAAUAAAGGUGGCACCAAAGUGAUCAGGUCCUUCAAGCCAGACUUUGUUCUGAUUCGCCAGCACGCCUACAGCAUGAUUCCCGGUGAGGACUUCAGGAAUCUUGUCAUCGGCCUCCAUUUUGGCGGCGUCCCGAGCGUCAACUCUCUCUUCUCCAUAUACAACUUCUGCAGCAAACCUUGGGUGUUUUCUCAGAUGAUUAAGCUGUACCGCUCCCUCGGCCCUGAGAAAUUCCCCCUGAAUGAACAAACUUUUUAUCCCAACCACACACAGAUGGUCACAAGUCCAUCCUUCCCUGUGGUUGUGAAGAUGGGCCACGCCCACGCCGGCAUGGGAAAGAUUAAAGUCGAAAACCAACAGGACUUCCAGGACAUCACCAGCGUGGUGGCUCUGGCAGGGACGUACGCCACCACCGAGCCCUACAUCCAGUCCAAGUACGAUAUCAGGAUCCAGAAGAUCGGCAGCAACUACAAAGCUUACAUGAGAACAUCCAUUUCUGGUAACUGGAAGGCCAACACGGGCUCUGCCAUGUUGGAACAGAUCGCAAUGACUGACAGAUAUCGUAUGUGGAUAGACUCCUGCGCUGAGAUGUUUGGGGGCCUAGACAUCUGUGCUGUGAAGGCCGUGCAUGGAAAAGACGGGAACGACUAUAUUAUCGAGGUGAUGGACAGUUCAAUGCCUCUGAUUGGUGAGCAUGUGGAGGAGGAUAAACAGCUGAUCACAGAGCUGGUCAUCAACAAGAUGGCCCAGGUGCUGCUGGGAGUUUCCAUGCCUCAGCCUUCUACUGUUAAGACCACACAGCCCAGACGAGGGGGACACCGUUCCGCUUCCGCCUCUCCAUCUCAGUCGGCCCAGGGAUCCCCUCAGAGAGCCCGGUCCGCCACUACGUCUCCCAGCCAGGCGUUCCAGCCCGGUCCCAUCCCUGCCUCUUCUGGACCUGGAGCUCAGAAACAGUCACCGCAGCUGAACAAAUCGCAGUCGCUGACAAACAGCUUCACGGAGACGUUACGAGGAAGCUUGACCGACGACGAGGCCAAAGCCGAGACCAUCCGCUCCCUCCGACAGUCCUUCGCCAGCCUCUUCUCUGACUAAAAACAUCCCUACAACCUUUCUCUUCCUGUCAUCAGGUUUCAGAAAAUAAUAAUAAUAAUUGCUUAAUCUGUUUGUUAUGGAGUCGCCUCUCUCCUUUCCAUGUUUGUGAAGUUUAACACUGGUGCAACCCUCUGUCCUCAAAUCAGUGAUCAAUCUAUCACUAGAAAGGCCAGUGGAUUUCAGAGGACUUACACCAUGUUGACUGGAGAUGGUAGAUUUUAAGAUGUCACCAAACCCCCAUUCACUUUUCUAUUACUUUCAGGGAGCUUUGUGUUCUGCUAAUCAUUCCAUAUUCACGGUUAAUCUACGAAACUCCCGAAACAUUUCUACUCACUCCACUGAUGUGUUUAAACCUAAAACCUAUCCAUAGAAAUUGAACUUCCUAGAAAACAAAACCAGCCAAUGGCCUUUUUAGUGGUAGGUGAUCACAGUAGAUAUUCAUAUUCUCGCUCGUGCUGCUUGGUAUAUAAUUGUUAUUCUGCAUUCUCUUUGUCCGACCGGUGAAACUAUUUCUGUGUUCAUAUUUCUACAUUUAUGUACAUCCGUCUAUCUUCAGUUAAUUUAUUCGACACACAGCUUCCAAAUUGUUUGCAGAUGUCCAUGGCAAUAUUCUGAUCUGAACCAGUUCCACCUGAGUCAUGAGAAGCGUACUGAAUCCUCUCGGUUCACCAGCGGUCUCUUAAGCAUCUUAGCCAGCAGCAGCAUUUCUCAGACAUCCGUGUGCUGUAGACACAUAUUGGCUUAUGUAGUGACUCCUCUGCCUUGGCCUAACUUUACCAAAGUGCUUUUUAAUAACAAAAAAAGAACAGUUUUUUUAAAAGAAACAACCCCCUUAACUUGUUUGAGAUCACAAUCACACAGCUAAGAAAAACCUUUGAGCUUGUGAUUUUUUUAACGAGGUGCAAAUGCUGUACUGGCUUACAGCCAUCGUCUUCCAUCACAGCUCUGCUCUUCCCCUGCAAAUUGUUCCUUUUCUUAAUCUUUUGUGCUUUGUUAAUAGCACUAUGGGGUAUUUGUGUGGGGAUUGAUCUAGCAACUAGUACUGGUGAGUCUUUAGAAGCAAACAGCAAGGGUCUGAUAUUUUAAUCAUCUGUCUCUUGUUCUCUGUCAGCUAGGAUUGCAGCUCAUUUAUUGUAGUUGUUUUUAGGAGUUUUGCUCUGUAGCAGAUAUAACCUACGCACACAUAUACCUGCAGGAAUGGCAGCCAUCCUCUUCUAACAUCCGUCACUGUUUUGGAUCUGCAUGUAAAUGAAUGUGAUAUGUGUAGCCACCCUGUUUUAUUCCACAGUUUAUUUGAUGGGAGCUGACGCUUACUUUGAAUUCUCUGAAAAGAACAAGUGCAUUUUUGGGUAACUUAUUGUGAAGUUAGACACAAAGUACUUUUGGUUUAUCGUAGAUGGACUCUGUAGAUUUUCAGCAUAUUUCGCAAGAUGGAAUGUGCAUACGCAAUGAAGCCUUCAAAGAAAAACUCUUAAUUGAUAACUGAUGGCAAAGAUCUCUUAUGACUAUUCAUUAGUUUGAUCUGAAGGGUAUGCAAAAAAUCUUUGAUAGUGUACCAAAGUCUUAAAUUUUCCAAAAUAUUCUUUUACUUUUUUUUCAAAAAAUAAUGAGUGAGCUACAGAUUUUAGCUUCUUGUAGCGGCAAGCUCGGAGACACAAACUGACUACAUGAUUUUGCUUUCCAUGCAAAGAACAAUCAAAGUAUGAUAAUCUAUAUAAAUUGGUACUUUUAUUGGAAAAUUAUUAAAAUAGUAAUAGUAAAUAAUAGUUUUAUCUGAAACAACUAGUCUUGUGACCUAGAAUGAGCUUAUAAUAGUUUCUGCCACCUUCCAUUUAAUUCAGAAUCUGGAUCUUUCAUAGUUUAAAUGAUAAUCCUAACCAAAUCCCAACCAAAGCCAGUGUUAAAUGAUGAAAGUUCCAGAAAAGGAGAAAAAAGUUAACUAGCCAUUUUUGCAAUAAUUACAUUCAUUGCAGAAAAAAAAAUUGCCACCACAGAUUGCAUAUUUAUCCUGCAAAACAUGGAAACAUUACAGAGUGGCAGUCGCUAAAGAGAGCAUGGCUUAGCAGAUGUAAAUAAAGUGAAUUCAUGCUUCGUUUAGUUUCCUUAGCUUCAGCUACUACUCAUAAAUGUAACUAACAGGUGUCUUUCUUCCUUUGGAGCAAUGUUACUGUGGUGGCAAUUUUUUUAUGCAUUUUUCAAAUGGUUGGUUCUUGAGUUCAACUAGAAAGCUAACUAGCUAGCUAGAAUGCAGCUAGUCAGCUAAUGGAUUUUAGCAGUAGUGGCUUAUUACCUUACUACGCCAAAGGGGACUCCAUGGGUUUGUUAAAAAUAAAUUAGUAAAUUAAACUUAAGUAUGCAUUUCUUAUACAACAUAUGAUGGAAAAGGUUUGAGGCUAAACAUACUAGGAUACACGAAACAACAGAAUAGUGCUAAUUAAAAAUAAAUUGCAUAAAAGUGCUUUGUUGUUUCUAUCUUCCAGAGGGGAUGAUCCACUUUAAUAAAGGCAUUUGUGAGUUUUCGACGCUAGCUUGGUCAACUUGGUUGGGGUUUCAAAGGUCUAAAAUUCCACAAAUGUAUUUAUUUAUUUAUAAAGAGUAGGCUCGAUCUGCUCAUGUUAACCAUCCUUGACAAUUUAAAUAUUACUUUAUUUUUUAAAAUGCUCAUUAGCCUUUAAAGUAACAACAUCAUGGUUUUCCACUGUAGGCAGUAAACUAAUUCUCCUGUCAGUUGUCAUGCUAGGGCAGAUAAACACUAAUGUAAUAAUUACUUUGCUUGUAUUUUUCCUUUUGGAAUAAUGAAAAUAUUGACAUUGUUUACUGUGAUUCUUUUGUUUCAAGUUAUCGCUGGCUGUAUUAAUUCUGACUUUUUGUCACAUUCUCAUUUGCAGUGUCUUGUGUUAAACACUUUUGCAAGCAUCUUGUAGCUUUUGGUACUGUGUCAAAGUGGACCAAAUCUGCAUUUGAUUGUGAGGCCCCUUAAAGGUUUACAUUAAAUUGUUCCAUCUUACCUGUAAAGAUUAUUGCCACUUCGUAUAUAAUACUGCAGUGUGAUAAGCCAUAACCAAACCGUGAGGAUUUUCUGUCCCUUAUGUGCCACGCAAUAAUGGCUGUGACAUUGCUGAUAAAUUGAUAUGUUAACUUUAAACACUGUGUCUAUAGAUUAUCUUGUACUGGAGAGAAACAGCAGUCACUCUCUCUGGAUAUCGAGGUUAUCUCAAGAUAUAAUUAUUUGCUCAUUCUGUUAGGAUGAAAGAUGAAAGAACUAUGAUGUCACUUUUCUCACAUUUUGGGUUAAAAAUACAGUUUAGGAUCUCGUAUGUUCCAUAAAUCUGUUUUAUCAGGUCAAAUUAUAAACAAUGACCGGACAUCAACUAAUUUUAGUUUUGUCACUACUGUAGGUUUGCUUCCCUUUUGUCUGAGGGUGAGAUGUGCUCUCAGCUGUUUUAGCUGGACGCGUACCUGAUAGUUUCUGAGCUGAUUUAAUUGGAACUGAGCUGCAAUGUUGAUUGGUAACUACCUCAAGUUCAGCAGUGCUCUGCUGAAACUGACAAUAGAGUGGUAGUACUGGACAAGAGUUUGUGCACUGAGCAUGGCUUCAUGUUAUAACUGAUGUGCUCAUAAAACAAUAAACCUGCUGUGGUAAAACAACAUCUAAGUGCAGAAAGAAUGAGAGGAAUAUAAUUUUGUUAAAGUCAAAUAUUAAAUCAGACAUUUUAAAAUUCUUUUUUUUUCAAAGAUUUUCCCCCAAGUUUAUCCAGUUUUUCAAAAUUUUAUUUCAUUCAUAAAUUGUCUUUCCUCUUUCAUAACAUGUCAGUUAAAGAAAACAUUUUGUAACGUGUUACUAGAAUGCAAUAUAAAUUGAAAUGAUUUGGGCUCUUGAAGGCAUCUGUGUCGAAAUCUUAUUUGAAUAUUGUAUGUAUAUUAUUUCAAGUGAUGUGCUUACUAUACUGUACAUGUUACAGAUUUCAUAUUUAUGACAGAUAUUUUGAUGUCACUUUUUGGAAUUUUACUUCCUUUAUUAUGAAACAUAGACUGUAUAUCAAAGAUGGACAUGGCCACCGCAAUAGCAUGUGUUGGUUUGUAGAUAACAAUCCUAGAGCUUUCCCUUUCACAUUUUGGUCUUUUGAGUGUAUUUGGAGCUGAUUAGUUAACACUUAGACUAGCUAGUUAGACUUUCACCAAAGUGCAUCCAUUAUUCACUGUGAUAUUAAUUUGGAUGCCAGUUUUUGCUAAAAACAGGCUUAAACCAAAUGUACCAAUGUGUAAACAUAAAAAGGCUGUCCCCCUAAAACCCCUAGAGCUGGAAAAGAAAGGAUGAAAUUACAAUUAGGAGGCUAGCUUACUGCCAUUAACAACUUAACCAUGGGCUAAAGCACUGCACUAAAUAGACUUAAAGCUAGCAUUUAAGACCAUAAAUACAACAAUAAAGUGAGAAUUUUCCCAUUUCUUUUACAGUCGAAUUUCUUUUUGAAUCCAGAGGAGUUGCCCCCUGCUGUCAUUUAGAAAAAAUGCAGGUUUAAGGCUCCUCACCAGCUUCACUUUUCAUGUCCAUCUUUAACAUACAGUUUGUGGGUUUAAAAGGGCACUUUCACAGGUAUUUACGCCCCAGGUUUACUUCUGCUCACUCUGUAGAUAUAAGCAUUUCUAGGAAUCUCAAAAGGUUGAUUCUGUUCUGGAUGUAGUGCUUUCAGUGGGAGAAACAGGUUUCCCCAACCCUAUAAACAGGACA
This is a messenger RNA of Oreochromis aureus, 6585 nucleotides long. Its product is annotated as synapsin-3. Gene Ontology annotation, molecular function: ATP binding. Gene Ontology annotation, cellular component: synaptic vesicle; synaptic vesicle membrane. NCBI's taxonomy places the organism in Eukaryota, Metazoa, Chordata, Actinopteri, Cichliformes, Cichlidae. Gene Ontology annotation, biological process: neurotransmitter secretion. The record is from RefSeq and is a predicted model, not a curated record. The transcript has 14 exons. Bases 231 to 1856 code for a protein of 541 amino acids.